CUUUCAAAUUCAAAGUCACAAACGUGACGUUAUCACGAUGUCCUUAUCAUAAUCAGUCAGUAUUUUCUUAAUAUAAAUUAAAACCGUCUGCUAUAAUCACAUUCACAGUGUAUUCAUCAAACAUUACGUUUCUCAUGAGAUAGUAACUAACUUACUGUUGUCUAAAUUUGGUAAACUUUCGCAUAAAUAAUUACGGUUACAGAUAAACAUAUUUUUUACCAUAUUAUUUUCGUUUAAUUUUGUAAACUAGCGUAAAUAUUUUUUGUUAACAUGAAUAACGAGGAAAAUAACUGUUUGGCUCACAGACAGCACGUUAAAUAUUUUAUGAGGUUUCUCAAUGUUCUACCAGCUUCUCUAUCAUCUCACGACACGACCAGGGUAACCAUAGCAUAUUUUUCAGUGGCCGGUCUAGAUGUAUUAGGUUCUAUAACAUCAAUGACAAUAGAUAUGCAGUUGAGGAUAAUAGAAUGGAUAUACAGGCUACAAGUUGAACCAAAUAAAGAAACGGGAGAUAUGACAGCUUGUGGUUUUCAAGGUUCUUCGACAAUUAACAUGCCCUUCGACUCGGAAAAGAGUCAAUACAGAUGCGGUCAUCUGGCUAUGACGUACACCGGCCUCUGUGUGUUGUUGACUUUAGGUGACGACCUGUCUAGAGUGAACAGGAGAGCCUUGGUUGAAGGCGUGAAAGCUUUACAGCGCGAGGAAGGUAAUUUUUCAGCGACGCUAUCUGGCUGUGAGUCAGAUAUGAGGUUCGUGUAUUGCGCCGCCUGCAUCAGUUACAUUCUGAACGAUUGGUCAGGUUUUGACGUUAAACGUGCCACUGACUACAUAAUAGAUUCCAUAGGUUACGACUACGGUAUCGCUCAGUGUCCAGAGCUCGAAUCCCAUGGCGGGACCACAUUCUGCGCUCUGGCAACACUCAGUUUGACGAACCAAUUGGAUAAAUUGACUAUAGAACAAAUAGAGGGCUUGAAGCGGUGGUUACUGUUUAGACAGAUAGACGGUUUUCAAGGUCGCCCCAACAAACCCGUCGAUACUUGCUAUAGUUUUUGGGUAGGCGCUUCAUUAAAGAUCUUGGAUGCGUUACAUCUAUCUAACUUUGAGAGCAACAAGAGUUACGUGUAUGAGACUCAGGAUUGCGUUGUCGGUGGAUUCUCAAAAUGGCCGGAUACAUGCACGGAUCCGAUGCAUACAUAUCUCGGUUUGGCCGGACUUAGUCUGAUAGGUGAGAGCGGGCUCCUUGAAAUUAUACCAACUUUAAAUAUAACGAAGAAGGCCCACGACCAUAUGAAAUAUUUACACCGAAUAUGGGAGACCGAAUCAUAGCUUAGUGUUGCCAUUGAUAUAAAUGCUUGUUCUGUUAUUUAUUGUAUGUAACACUCCUAUAUUCCUGGCAAUUUAUAAGUUCAUUGACCACGGUUAUAAUUUAAUUAAGUGAAGAGGAAGUAUAUUGGUAUACAAUAGCAUGAAGGAUUGCAAUGUAUUAGUAAUGAUUACGUAUUUGUGUAAAUAUUGCCAGCAUAAAAAAAUCCUAAUUAGUGUUAUCUCCUAAUGAAAUUUAUUUUAAAUUAUAUUGAUCAUCAAAUAAACGAAAUUUACCUAAGAGGAUCAUGAAAUAAUAUCUAAUUAUAUUUUCUGUGUUUAUGUCAGUUACCAAUCUUUCGAUUUUAAUUUAUUUUUUCCAGCGGAAUUGUAAACAAAAAAAUAAUAAUAAAACAAGAUAUCAUAACUAAAAUAUAUAAGAGGCAUAAAUAUAUAGAUAUAUAUAUUUAUAUGAGAUCUAGUUAUAUAGGAGUGUUAUUUUUUAUAACUAACCGGUGCUAACGUUAUCAAAUUCAACGAUCAGCUGAUAGUACAAUUGUAUGUUCGGUGCCAUGUUAAAUAUAGAUGUGGACUCUACUAGUUAGGAGUUGAAAUUGCACAAAUAUUUAGUCACAAUGUUGAUAUAUUUUAUGUGGCUUAAAAUACAGCGCACCGAGAGACGAUUACGUUUAAAAAAAAGAAAAAAAAAAAACAAAUAUAGAAGCAAUAAAGAUUCGUUUUAUAAUAUUAUGGGUCGUUAAAAAAUCAGUUGAAGUACUUAAGAUGGUAAUUAUAUGGAAAUUUUUAUUAAAUUAAUCAAUGUGUUCCGCUUCUGUACGUGGAUUGUUGGAAUACGACCAUAUCCUUAUGACAACGCGCAAUUAUUCUUGAUAGAGUUUUGUAUUACAUGAAAGGACCAGACUUCAUGAUGAUUUAGAAAAAAAAAAAAAAUUAAAUACGUAUAUUUUAAACAUGGAACAGAACACCGAUGUUUGAAUUUUUAUUUAUUUUUUUAUUAUAAUUUAUGUUAUGAAAUAACUUUUACAUUUGUGAAGCCAUUGUUUACAUGAUUAUACCUCAGACAGGGAAUGUAUUGUCACAACCUUUAGGUUCCUAAUGUUUUUGUAAAUAUAUCAACAGACAAAUAAAAUGUUAAAGCAUGA
Molecule: messenger RNA, 2465 nt
Organism: Danaus plexippus (monarch butterfly)
Lineage: Eukaryota; Metazoa; Arthropoda; Insecta; Lepidoptera; Nymphalidae
Gene: betaggt-I
Product: geranylgeranyl transferase type-1 subunit beta
Exons: 5
Coding region: 271-1326 (351 amino acids)
Biological process (GO): protein geranylgeranylation
Cellular component (GO): CAAX-protein geranylgeranyltransferase complex
Molecular function (GO): CAAX-protein geranylgeranyltransferase activity
Source: RefSeq, a predicted model, not a curated record